This is a messenger RNA of Sus scrofa (pig), 2226 nucleotides long. The record is from RefSeq and is a predicted model, not a curated record. NCBI's taxonomy places the organism in Eukaryota, Metazoa, Chordata, Mammalia, Artiodactyla, Suidae.
AUGUCAUUCCUGUCGUGCUGGUGGGAGACCACCAAGGCCUUAUUCUUCCCCACCUCAUCCAAGCAGGAGGCCCAGCAAGAGCCCACCUCACCAGAGGCCUCCAACUGGAAAAGCCCCACAGACAGCUGCGGAGAGACGAGCAGACCCUCACUUGUCAGCCCACAUAUCCAGAGGCUGCUGGAGAUCCUUCAUCAGCAAGAGGAUAGAACUAAAGAUUCAGAAAGAGAGAGGAAAAUAUGGGUCAUUUUCAAAACAAAGGAGCUCAGACUACCCCCUGAGCUCUUUAGGGAUGAUAUGGACAUCACUGAGUGGGCAGCAGGAUGCUACAACCCCUCCAUCCUUUGGGAACAUAAAGACAAAGCAGAGCUGCUGCCCGGUCCUCAGCAGUUCUUAUACCUCGGGGUCUUGAGGGACCACUUUGAGUGCACACACAGCCAGCUCUUCUGGGGUCUCCCCUCUCUGCACAGCGAGGCAUUGGUGGCUACUGCUUUUGUCCCUUGGAGCUCUUCUCAACUACAGGCUCCCCCGUUUUAUUCUAUGGAAUCUCUAGUGGCUUUCCACAACCCACGCCACCGAGACUAUCUGAAGGUUUUUCCCAGGACUCCUUCUUGCCCUGCUCUGAGGCCCAACCCCAGCCUUUGAUCAAAACUUGCCUUAGUCCCAGGCCCUCUUCCUGGCUCAGACCCAUGCCUAGCACUUCCUCCCACUGUCUCUCUCCUGUUCAGACCACCUUCUGCUCCACCCCAGCUGGGGACCCUUGGGCUAUAUUGCCCAACAUUCCAGAAGAAGGCACUCUAUUUCACCCCAGCUGAAACGCAACCUCUGGCAUGCUCCUGGCUGCAGAAGCAACAGCUUCAAAAGAGGCUCACUGAAAAUCAAAAAGAGAGGGGCCUGUCUCUCGGGAUCCCACUGUCUCUGGAACUGAAUCCAUUUCAGUGCCCACUGGUAGACAUGCAUGCAGCACAGGGCCGACAAGGACCCAGGCAGCCCUCUAGUCUCACAGGCAGUAGUGGCCUGGACCCAUAUAAGACAAGGUCCAGGAGCACUACCAGAUCCCAGAGGAGAUGCCAAAUGACCAUCCAACUAGGCAAGGAGUUCAUCAAGGCUCUAGAGCCAUGUCUCAGUAGGGUCUCAAAAGAUCUCUCCAGGACCAGCCUCCCAGACACGUUUCUGGAAAUGAACUCUGACAUGGUGGCAGAAAGAUCCUUGCAGAGGGACUCUGCAAAGUGUUUCCCCAGGGUUCCAGAUAGAAGACAUCUAGAAAGAACCUUGAAAGUCCAUCUGAGCAAAAAGGUGCAGCAGAUUCAUAAGGGUUUGAUCCCUGUGACUGUACGGCGAUCCUGGCUUGCUUCCAACCAGUCUCUUCCUAAGUCCCACAGUCACAAGGAAAUCCGAAAUCCAGCAUCCUUGAAGUAUUGGAAGCCCUGUGUAAACACCUCCAGGCAGCUUUCCUUUCUUAGUCCUGGCAUUCGACAGAUGCUGGAAGUACAUAUUAUGAGGCUGAGGGUAAGGUACAGGUGGGGCUUUCCUACCCAGGCUUUUGAACCCAUAUAUCUCAAGCCAAGUGGGGCUCAGCCCUCACCCCUUCCAAGGUGUACCUUUUCCCCCUCAGUCACCCAGCAACCCAGGGAACACUCCAAAGCCAACGUUUCCAAGGUCUUGGGAAAACCUCAGCCCCAUCAGGGAGAGAACGUGCUAACAAGAGUGUCCGUUCCCACCCUGCUGAGUCCCCUGCCUGCCCCCUCACCUGCAGCUAGGCAAGUCCACGGCGCCCUGGGCAGGCCUCUACCUGGAGUCAGCCACGAGCCCUCAGAGGCCCCUCUGACUGGGCAGGAGAGAAGGACGCCUCCUCCCAAGCCCCCACGCAAACACAGGGGCGGAAUCCUGCCGGUGGGGAAUUUCUCAGGGCCCAGUCCAACUUCACCAAUGACCAGGAGGAAAUCCAGGGAAAGGUGUCUGGCUCAGACCUACAAAGACCUCUGCCAUAGUGCCUCGGUACUGGAGAUGGACUUAACGUCCCCAUCUUCAAUGGCCAAACAGGCCAUGGAGGCAGUGGAGGCCAUGGAGACUGGGGAGGACCCUGCUGGGGAAGUUAUCUUGGGACCCAGUGUGCUGGCCAACUCUCAAACCUCGGAGGCAGAUCUGAGAAAAUCCGGGUUUCCAGCCACUAGCACAAGCCUAUCACCGCUGACAAAGCCAAUGACCCAAGACCCAAAGGAGCCUUGA